This is a messenger RNA of Closterium sp. NIES-67, 990 nucleotides long. The record is from the annotation of a GenBank genome assembly. NCBI's taxonomy places the organism in Eukaryota, Viridiplantae, Streptophyta, Zygnematophyceae, Desmidiales, Closteriaceae.
GCUACAUGCACGAGCUGGAGAAAGUCGACAGACGCCCGGCCGACGGUAUAGGGCUAAUUUCGGCUCAGCCAACCAGAACUGGAAGAAUUACAGCAGCAGCUGGAUUACCUUCUGACGAAAGGAUUUAUCCGGCACAGCACGUCACCAUACGCCGCCUCGAUACUAUUCACGCCGAAGAAGGAUGGAGGAUUCAGAAUGUGUAUCGACUACCGCACGCUCAACCGGAUCACCAUCAAGUCGCGUUACCCAAUCCCGCGAGCCGACGAACUUCUCGACCAACUUCGCGGCGCCCAAUUCGCGUCACCGCCGAAGAUUGUCACAAGACGGCAUUUCGAACCCAUUAUGGCAGCUACGAGGUGAUGCCUUUUGGCCUCACGAACGCGCCCUCGACCUUCCAAAUGAUCAUGAAUGGAAUUUUUCGGGGACUCUUGGACAAAUGCAUCAUCAUCUACCUCGACGACAUAGUAAUCUACAGCCGCAACAAGGAGCAGUACUUAAAGGAUCUUGAUGCAGUCUUCACGCUACUGCACAAGAAUCGCCUCAUCACCAAAGGGUCUAAGUGUGACUUUCUUAAACAGGAGUUGGAAUUUCUGGGCCACAUCAUCUCUACCGAAGAAGUGAAAAUCGACCCCAAGAAAAUCAAGACCAUCCAGGAGUGGAAGCCGCCGAGCAACAUCAAGGAGCUGCAGAGUUUUAUGGGUUUUGUCAAUUACUUCCGCCAGUUUAUACCCAAUAUGGCUGGGUUAUCUGCCCCGCUAACUGACCGCCUCAAGGAUAAUGAUUGUUUUUGGUGGGGAGAGAAGCAACGAGCUGCAUUUGACCAACUGAAGAUCGCCCUCACGUCGCCGCCCGUCCUUCGCAUCUCCAAUCCUGACCGUCCAUACAAAGUCAUCUCCAACGCCAGCGACAUCGCCAUCGGUGUAGUUCUACUACAGGAUUUCGCCUACGAAUCACGGAAGUUAUAGGGUGCAGAGAAAAAUUAUACAGUAC